GCGCCCUUGUUGCUUUGGUUAUCCAUUGUGACUGCUGCGCGGAAACAUUUGUUGCCUUGGACCUACACGGCUGUGGAUCCCACAUAUGUGUUCCACUACGGUCUGAGCUACUUACAUUUCUCGUCUAUUUAAGUAAGUUCUGCAGAUAUACUAACACCAGCACCUCUACCGACGUUUGCGUUACUGCGUGUUACGACUAAGUCCUCAUGACGACACUGCCAUCCUCCCUGUCCGACCUUACCUCUAGAAGCGCAACCACUGAUGUUGCGCAGCUUCGCGCUGAGAUCGACGAAGACCUUGCUACAUUAGCCGAGUCUAUGCGCAGCCUUUGCUUUCGCAGGAACUGCCUAGCUCCUAUCUCUAGACUUCCAAACGAGAUUCUCGCGAUGAUUUUCGAAUACUACGAAGAAGACAACCGUAUCGAUGAAUAUGAUA
Suillus bovinus is the source of this 435-nucleotide messenger RNA. RefSeq lists its product as uncharacterized. The record is from RefSeq and is a predicted model, not a curated record. The annotation marks the transcript as partial. Lineage: Eukaryota; Fungi; Basidiomycota; Agaricomycetes; Boletales; Suillaceae. The transcript is spliced from 2 exons.